GCUAAGCCCCAGACGUAUCCACAUCCUAGAGACGCCCCUGCUCCACAUUACUAAAGACUUCACUUGGUCCCUGAACACAUCACACCCGGUGACGAGCCCAGCAGAGGCUCUUCUUCCGGGGGGAAGCCUCCUCUGCCUCCUCUUCCUCCUCAACACUGAGCCUGUUGAACUUCGCGCCGGGGGCUGUAGCGGAGACACGUGAACGCAACGUGCGUCAUGAGGCGAGAGCCGCUGCGUUUCCUCCAGAGAGAUCUGCCUCGGCGCUUUGACCACCGGCCGUUCUCACUACCAGCUGGGGAAAUAAUUUAAAAACAAAGAGAAGAUAAACGUUGCACAUAUAUUCGCGUGAGCGAGCCUCAACUGAACAGAAGACCUUGAACCUAACAUCUGAAAGCCCCGUGACAACCAGGAGCAGACACAUCUGAGUACAGCUUUUAUGGAGACUAUUCUGAACUGCAACCCGGAGGACUUGGAGGAUUUUUACGGCUUAUUGGGAUGUGAUGAAUUGUCGUCGACUGAACAAAUUCUGAAUGAAUACAAGAUCCGAGCUUUGGCAUGCCACCCGGACAGACACCCAGACGACCCCGGAGCAGUGGCCAAUUUCCAAAACCUGCAGAAAGCCAAAGAGGUUUUAUGCAACGAAACCAAAAGAAAAAACUAUGACCUGUGGACAAGAAGUGGAGUUACUAUUUCUUUUCAUGACUGGCAGUCCUUGAAUGACUCUGUUAAAACGUCGAUGCACUGGGCCGUGAGGAGUAAGAAGGAGCCCACGCUGGAGUCUUCACAUGAAGGAGUCUCUCCCCAAGCAGAGGAGCUCCAUGCUGGGCCAGGAGCUCCGAGGAUCUCUUCCUAUGAUGCUGAGCCUUCCGCAAGUGACUACUACGGACAUCGGCGUUUCCGUUGGGCCGCUGACUCCCCGUCCAGCAUGCUGCAGAAGUUCAGAAAUUAUGAGAUUUAAACAUAUCAACGUUUAAUUGAGUUUAAAGGUGUUUCAUAUCUUGUGGCUGUGGGGACCGUGUGCAUUGUUGUUGUUUGUGAAUAUAUCUGCUGUAACUCACCAAAGUUGUUGUUGUGAGUUCAACAAUGUUUCUGUUGCUAAAUGAUUUGUCUUAUGAGACGUGAAGUAUUUUCUUUGUCGUUAGUUUUGUUCAUUUGUUCACGAACACACGAUUAGAUUGUGGAUUAAAUUACCUGUAACUCUGUUAUUUGUGUUGUUGUGUUGUUGUCAAGUCCAUACGGUUGGGAAGCACAGUAUUUCUCAAAGAAGUACACAGUAUUUCUGUAUGAAGUACGCAGUAUUUCUGUAUGAAGUACACAGUAUUUCUGUGUGUGGUACACAGUGUUUCCGGUGGUUAUACGCCAGAUGAACCAUUCGGUGUGGGUUCCGCAGGUCUCUAUUGUGUCCUCUUCCUGUCAUGCUCGUCUCUGCCCGCCAGGGGGCGCCGUUGCCACAGUGAACAUCACGUUGCCCUUUUUUCCUUCUUUCUCUGAACAUUUACGUUCCACAUGUCGGGACGCGUAACUCCAGAUAGUGAGAUCUAUGCAUAAUAAAACUAUAUUACCAACACUU
Pseudoliparis swirei is the source of this 1570-nucleotide messenger RNA. It is a transcript of the gene dnajc12, whose product is annotated as DnaJ (Hsp40) homolog, subfamily C, member 12. Gene Ontology annotation, cellular component: cytoplasm. NCBI's taxonomy places the organism in Eukaryota, Metazoa, Chordata, Actinopteri, Perciformes, Liparidae. The record is from RefSeq and is a predicted model, not a curated record. The transcript has 6 exons. Bases 437 to 958 code for a protein of 173 amino acids.